Thamnophis elegans (Western terrestrial garter snake) is the source of this 1212-nucleotide messenger RNA. It is a transcript of the gene TNFRSF11B, whose product is annotated as TNF receptor superfamily member 11b. Lineage: Eukaryota; Metazoa; Chordata; Lepidosauria; Squamata; Natricidae. The transcript is spliced from 5 exons. The record is from RefSeq and is a predicted model, not a curated record. Bases 1 to 1212 code for a protein of 403 amino acids. Gene Ontology annotation, molecular function: protein binding. Gene Ontology annotation, biological process: signal transduction.
AUGACCAAACUUCUAUGCUGCACGUUGAUGUUAUUGGAUCUCUCAGUCAAGUGGACAAUCCAGGAAACUCUUCCCCCAAAGUAUCUCCAUUAUGAUCCUAUCACCUCCCGCCAGCUGAUGUGUGACCAAUGUCCUCCAGGAACCUAUGUCAAACAGCAUUGUACAGCCACAGCGAAGACGGAAUGUGCUCUUUGUCCAGAUCAAACUUAUACAGAUGAAUGGAACGAUAAUGAAGAAUGUCACUACUGCAAUGUGGUAUGCAAGGAACUGCAAUACGAAAAGAUGACAUGCACCAGCACCAGAAACCGUGUCUGUGAGUGUGUAGAAGGACGGUACCUCAACAUUGAAUUCUGUUCGAAGCACACAGCAUGUCCUCCUGGAUUUGGCGUUGUUCAGAAAGGUACCCCUGAAAGCGACACCGUUUGCGCGAGAUGUCCAGAAGGAUAUUUCUCUAGUGAUAGAUCAUCCAAAGCUGCUUGUCAAAUGCACACUAACUGCAGCGCCCUGAGUCUCAAAUUGGUCCAGAAAGGGGACUCCACACAUGACAAUGUGUGCCAGGGAGAAGACAGUGACAGAUUGGAUCAGUCAUGUGGAAUCGAUGUCACCUUGUGUGAAGAAGCGUUCUUCAGGUUCAUCGUGCCCAAAAAGCUAUCUUCCACCUGGCUGAGCACCCUCAUGGACAGCCUGCCUGGGGUGAAGAUCAAUCUUGAAAACAGAGAAAUAAUUAAACAGAAGAGCAGCCUGCAAGAUCAGACCUUCCAGCUGCUGAAGCUGUGGAAAGAGCAAAAUAAGGACCAUCGUACAGUCAAGAAUAUUGUCCAAGGUAUCGAUCUUUGUGAAAAUAGUGUUUUAAAGCACAUUGGCCAUCUCAACAUCACCCUUGAGCAACUCAAUACCCUGAUGGAAAAUUUGCCAGGGAAAAAUGUCGGCAGAGAAGAAAUUGAACAGAUUUUUGGGAUGUGCCAAUCCACAGAGCCAAUUCUGAAGCUCUUGAAUUUGUGGAGGAUAAAAAAUAAAGACCAAGACACCAUCAAGAGUUUGAUGUUUGGACUGAAGCAUCUGAAAUCAUACCACUUCCCCAAAACAACAAUUCAAGGUUUUCGGAAGGUGGUGAAAUUCCUCCACAGCCCCACGAUGCAUAGAUUAUACCAGAAGCUUUUCUUAGAAAUGCCAGGAAACCAGAUCCAUUUGGUAAAAAUGAGACAUGGGUAG